GUUGUUACGACCUUCGCGGCGUUCGCUUCCUGCCAUCGGAUGCCGAAACAACGGCGCUCCGCCACGGACCUCCCUCGUUUUCCUGUCACAACCCCGUUCCCUUCGACGACGACGGCUUGACUCGACGAUAGGGGGCGACAGCGGCGCCUCCGUCUCCGUGGUACCCUUGCCCGACGCCCUUCCGGUGUUCGGAGUUCCUUCUCCCUCCUCUUUCGUCGCCAGCGCCCGUCCUUCCUGCCUGAACUCCGGCAGCGCCACCACCCACAGCCGCGCAAGUAGCCAAUCGCCCCAGCCCCGACUCUCCCUCACUGCCGUUUUUCGACACCACCGUCCACCGUAGCCGCCGCUGCCGGGCCGACCCGCCUCCCUCAACACCCGCCCGCCAGAGAAGGGUGAACUAAACAAGGCCUACCUCUGGAUUUGCUAGAUGUCACAGUAAUCCCAAUUCAAUGUCAGCUGACAUCAGUUUCUUUUAAUAAAUGAACUGUCCACGUUUGUUUUUGGCAGUAUAACAACUUGUUUGUCAGUUUAUCACCUGCGCCUGCAGUAGUGACUAGUGACUUAGUGAGAGAUAGCAAUGGCACACGCAGAAGCCGGAGGAUCCUUAGCAGUGCCAAACGUGCAGGCACUUGCGGAAACCUACAACAGAUCGGAUGAACAGAUCCCUGGAAGAUACAUCAGGGACGAAGAGGCUGCUGAGGAGGUUAUCGUUGAUCAUGAUAUCUCUUCUGCAAUUCCAAUCAUCGAUGUCAACAAGUUGCUGGAUCCACAGUCAUCCAAAGAGGAGUGUGCGAAGCUUGGAUCUGCCUGUAAACACUGGGGUUUCUUUCAGGGAAAAAAUGUCAAUAGCUACAAGUUAGUGGUCAUUAACCAUGGUGUACCAAACGAAGUGAUUUGCAACUUCAGGAACGACAUAACCGAAUUCUUUAAACAACCACUGGAAGCAAAGAUGGCGUACUCAAUGAUACCAGGCAAUCUUCAAGGGUAUGGCCAGCACUUUGUUGUUUCUGAGAACCAAAAACUGGACUGGGCAGAUUUGUUUGGCCUCGUGCUCCGUCCGAUCGAUUCAAGGGAUAUGAGGUUCUGGCCUAGUCACCCUCCAUCUUUUAGGAACUCUGUAGAUAGGUACUCUUCUGAGGCAGCAAAACUAGUAUCUUGCUUGUUGAAGUUCCUGGCUGUGGACAUGGGUGUUGAACCAGAGUCUUUCCUGGAGAUAUUCAGAGGCCAGCCUCAAAGCAUGCGGAUGACCUACUACCCUCCAUGCAAGCAAGCCAGCAAGGUGGUAGGUCUGUCACCACAUACUGAUAGAAUGGGACUGACGCUGCUACUCCAAGCAAAUGAUGUUCAGGGGCUGCAGAUCCGGAAGGAUGGCAAAUGGGUUGCCAUAAACGCCCUUGAUGGUGCAUUUAUCGUUAAUGUCGGAGACACGCUUGAGAUUCUAAGUAAUGGGAGAUACAAAAGCAUUGAGCACAGGGCCAUGGUGCACCCAACCAGGGAGCGCAUGUCAGCGGCACUGUUCCACGCGGUGUACCUGGAUGCAACAGUCGGCCCUCUGCCAGAGCUUGUGAAGAACGACGGUGAGGCACGGUAUAGCUCAAUUAGUUUUGUGGAUUUCAGGAAGCGCUUCUUCGCAUCAAAGCUUGAUGGCAGGAGUAACCUGGAGAGCUUGAAGAGUUAAUGGUUGCCCUUUUCUUUUCCUGGUGUUUGUACUGUGCUGUCUACUUGUAGCUUGUUCUUCUUCCACUUGUGUCCCCCAAACUUCCUUCGGUACAUGAGGGUUUGAAUUUUCUCCUCCACAUUUGGGGGGGGGG
This is a messenger RNA of Sorghum bicolor (sorghum), 1811 nucleotides long. RefSeq names its product S-norcoclaurine synthase 1. NCBI's taxonomy places the organism in Eukaryota, Viridiplantae, Streptophyta, Magnoliopsida, Poales, Poaceae. The transcript has 6 exons. The record is from RefSeq and is a predicted model, not a curated record. The coding region runs from base 578 to 1678 and encodes 366 amino acids.